AAGUAGGAUACCACUGAUCAAUCCUUAUUCUGCACCGCUCUUUUACUUGGGGGAAAUGAUACCAUGCGAGUAGAAGAAGCGCAUUUACGCACGGAGAACACUGAGAUCAAUUAUGCAACGUUGAUGUCCCUCUGAGGUUUUUGGGGGGAAAAAAAAGAAAAAAGAAAAAAAUCUAUAAAUAUUCACUGUUUGAGGAUGAUGGGGAUCUUCACACUUACCUCUGUGCUGCAUCUUUUUGGAAGUUAGUCUGGAGGAAACCCUGCUGAACUUCUCCAAGUAACUCGCCUUUUCUGUGCAGAAACAUGCAGACCAACAGCAGCGCCUCCGGACCUCUGACCACGCUGAGUGUGUGCGGAGGUGAAGAGGAUGAAGGCGAAAUCACCAAACUGGUCAACCCCACAGGAGCAGCCUCCAACCCGGCAGCUUUUAACCUCUCCCUGAACUGCUGGCUCCACAUCCUGUCCAAAGAAUCCUCCCUGGACCUGCACGGAGACAGCGCGAACCUGGCUGUGCGUAUCCUCAUUGCUCUGGUCUACCUGGUGGUGUGCGUCCUGGGGCUGGUGGGGAACCUCCUGGCCCUCUUCCUGCUCCACUCCCGCCGCAGGGGUCACCAUCACUCAUCUAUUGAUAGUUUUGUGAUGAGCCUGGCUCUGACGGACCUCCAGUUUGUUCUCACCCUGCCCUUCUGGGCUGUGGACACUGUGCUGGACUUCCGUUGGCCCUUUGGUCGGGUCAUGUGUAAGAUUGUGAGCUCGGUCACUACCCUGAACAUGUACGCCAGCGUGUUUUUCCUCACGGCCAUGAGCGUGACACGUUACCAUUCUCUGGUCACCUCUUUGAAGAUGGAGAGUCCGAGGAUCGCCACCACUAGGGCCAAGUGGGCGAGUUUGGCCAUUUGGGUGGUGUCACUGGUGGCUACGCUGCCUCAUGCUUUCUACUCCACUACAGUCCAGGUAUCUGCAGAUGAUGAGCUAUGCCUGGUGCGAUUUUCAGACUCAGAUUCAGGACGCUGGGAUCCCCAAGUCUUACUCGGACUCUAUCAAACACAGAAAGUCCUUCUAGGAUUUGUUGUGCCCUUGAUUAUCAUCAGUGUCUGCUACCUCCUGCUGCUGAGGUUCAUACUGAGCCGCCGCAUUGUUGGCAGCGUGGUCAGCGGGGGCGUCAUGGAGAGGUCAGAGUACGAGAAGGGUCGCCACCGCCGUCGCUCCAAAGUCACUCGCUCCGUCACCAUCGUAGUUCUGUCCUUCUUCCUCUGCUGGCUGCCAAACCAGGCUCUGACAUUGUGGGGGGUGCUGAUUAAGUUUGACUUAGUGCCGUUCAGUAAAGCCUUCUACAACACCCAGGCCUAUGCUUUCCCGCUGACUGUGUGUCUAGCUCAUGCUAACAGCUGCCUCAACCCUGUGCUCUACUGCCUGAUCCGCAAAGAGUACAGAGCUGGACUGAAGGAGCUCCUGGUCAGAGUAUCUCACUCUGUCCAGAACGUUCUGACUCGGGCCCUCAGAGGGAGGAGAGUAGAGGAAGCACCACCCAGUCUGGUUAUGGUUCACAAAGACAUUAAUAUGUGAUUUACUCUGUUCAUACUAAAGGGAAAGAAGUUGUGUUUUCAUUGGUGCCAUUUUUCUAACCUUUUUCUGUCUGACGAUUUCACUAUCAGUUAAAAACAUAUUAGGUUUUCUCACAUUUAAAGCACUUUACAUUAAUCUAAAGGGGCUGUAUGUAGUAUUGAUAUUCCAAAGGGAUGUCAUGUACCAGAACACACUUAUGAAUACUAAAACCAUCAACCAAUCAACACUAUGAAUCCACAAACCGUAUCACUCAUUGAAUACAGUAUAAAGCUCAUUGGUAAACACAGCACACAUCUGUUCUAUGGUAUUCUCAAGCUUUCUCAAGCCAAAUACAAACUGACAGCUUGUUGUUUUGACAGCCAAUGAAAAUAACAGUCUUCUAAUAUUGAUGUAGGUUACUGCGUUUGCCAAUAUUUUACAGUAUAGCUCUGUUAUCUUAUUUCUGUUUUUAGACAGAAAACUGACACAGUGAAACUACAAAUCACCCCCGUUUUCCACACGUUUUGUCUUUUUAAUAGCUGCACUAAAGAUUAGUUUAGAAUCAUCCAAGUCUUAACUUAACUGUGGAUCAAAAAACUUUGAACUUAGGAAACAAAAUAACAUAACUACCAGUAACUUUAUAUGUUCGCAACCUUUGUAAUCAAGCUCACCAGUGGAGACGAAAUCCUGCAAUUUUAGCAAUAAACUCGAUCCUGUUAAUUUAGAGCUGUGACCCGUGGUG
Sphaeramia orbicularis (orbiculate cardinalfish) is the source of this 2286-nucleotide messenger RNA. RefSeq names its product relaxin-3 receptor 1-like. Bases 303 to 1565 code for a protein of 420 amino acids. Gene Ontology annotation, cellular component: membrane; external side of plasma membrane. The transcript is spliced from 3 exons. Gene Ontology annotation, biological process: calcium-mediated signaling; positive regulation of cytosolic calcium ion concentration; G protein-coupled receptor signaling pathway. Gene Ontology annotation, molecular function: C-C chemokine binding; C-C chemokine receptor activity. The record is from RefSeq and is a predicted model, not a curated record. NCBI's taxonomy places the organism in Eukaryota, Metazoa, Chordata, Actinopteri, Kurtiformes, Apogonidae.